Staurois parvus is the source of this 1383-nucleotide messenger RNA. The record is from the annotation of a GenBank genome assembly. Lineage: Eukaryota; Metazoa; Chordata; Amphibia; Anura; Ranidae.
AUGAACAGCUUUAGCAACGAAGACUUUGACUUUAGCUUCCUUGAAGAAGGAUUCAGUGCCCGGGACAUCCUGGAGCAGAAAAUCAACGAAGUUUCCUUGUCUGAUGACAAGGAUGCCUUUUAUGUAGCUGAUCUUGGUGACAUUGUAAAGAAACACAUCCGGUGGUUUAAAGCGCUGCCACGUGUAACUCCUUUUUAUGCCGUUAAAUGCAAUGACAGCAAAGCCAUUGUCAAGACUCUCUCCAUCAUGGGGGCAGGAUUUGAUUGUGCCAGCAAGACUGAAAUUCAGCUUGUCCAGAGCAUUGGUGUCCAGCCAGAGAGAAUAAUUUAUGCAAACCCAUGUAAGCAAGUUUCACAGAUCAAAUAUGCAGCUAGCUGUGGUGUUGAGAAGAUGACAUUUGAUAGCGAGGUGGAACUAAUGAAAGUGGCCAGGAAUCACCCCAAUGCCAAACUUGUUCUGCGUAUAGCCACAGAUGACUCUAAGGCUGUGUGUCGGCUAAGUGUGAAGUUUGGUGCCACUCUUAAAACCAGCAGAUUGCUUCUUGAACGUGCUAAAGAACUGAAUGUUGAUAUCAUUGGCGUAAGCUUCCAUGUUGGCAGUGGCUGCACAGACCCACAAACCUUUGUGCAGGCUGUUUCUGAUGCUCGCUGUGUCUUUGAUAUGGGAGCAGAACUUGGCUUCAACAUGCACUUGCUUGACAUUGGUGGUGGCUUUCCUGGAUCUGAGGAUGUUAAGCUGAAGUUUGAAGAGGUGACAUCUGUGAUAAACCCAGCCUUGGAUAAAUAUUUUCCUGCUGACUCAGGAGUAAAAAUCAUUGCAGAGCCUGGGAGAUACUAUGUUGCAUCUGCAUUCACACUGGCUGUCAAUAUAAUAGCUAAGAAAGUCAUGCUGACUGAACAGACUGGAUCUGAUGAUGAAGAUGAUGCUUCCAGUGACAAAACACUCAUGUACUAUGUAAACGAUGGUGUCUAUGGCUCCUUCAAUUGCAUCUUGUAUGACCAUGCCCAUGUCAAACCCAUACUUCAAAAGAAACCAAAACCCGAUGAGAAAUUCUAUUCUAGUAGCCUUUGGGGACCAACUUGUGAUGGACUGGAUCGCAUUGUUGAACGAUGUGAGCUACCAGAGCUGCAGGUGGGGGACUGGAUGCUGUUUGAGAACAUGGGUGCCUACACUGUGGCUGCAUCUUCUACAUUCAAUGGAUUUCAGCGACCAACUCUCUAUUAUGUCAUGUCAAGACCGCACUGGCAAUUAAUGCAUACUAUCCAUGAACACGGUAUUGUUCCUGAGGUGCCGGAGCUGAAUGCUGUCCAUGUAUCCUGUGCCUGGGAAAGUGGAUUGGAGUUGAACUCUACCACAUGUACUUCUGCAAGUGUCAAUGUCUAG